Ostrea edulis (European flat oyster) is the source of this 2091-nucleotide messenger RNA. RefSeq lists its product as uncharacterized. Bases 544 to 1659 code for a protein of 371 amino acids. NCBI's taxonomy places the organism in Eukaryota, Metazoa, Mollusca, Bivalvia, Ostreida, Ostreidae. The transcript has 2 exons. The record is from RefSeq and is a predicted model, not a curated record.
UGCCUUUAGCUCCCCAGAAGUUGUACAUCAUAAGGCUUGGUACAGGCAUCUUUAAUUAAACAUCAGUGAUGUCACAUUCUGUUAAGUUUUUUCAUGGUUGUAAGAUAGUUUAAUAUACUCCAGUGUCAGGUAUCAAGACUAUGAUCUCAUUCUGUGUGUUGACUUCAGCUUGUGUUCUCAUUUGGGAUGCUUACGAUUUCUGUCAGUAACCAGUGAUUUUUUUCUAUGCAGUGUUUGGAUUGGAAGCUUAGAAACUGUCUCAUGAUGCAUCUGUGCUCUGCGAUUUGACUGGAAAAAACCCCACCAAAACACAAAACAAAAUGAGUGAUGGUUUGUUUUGUGGAGAAAUUACUUAGUUACAUUGUGGAUUGAAGUGGCGAGUUUCUUGUUUUAGAAACAUGGAGUGGAAAAUGCUACUUUAUAAAUUAUUUGUAAGUGUGUAAGAAAGGAAAGUGUUUUAAAGAGAAUUUAUUGAUGCAUUUGCCAUGGAAACUUUAUUUUUCUGUAGGAAAGAGUUUUAUUUGAAUAUUUAAGUGAAUAACCAUGAGGUCUCAAAAAUUUAUAUGUGCUUUGCUUAUGUGUAUUUGCCUUGUGUUGGAACAUCCAGCAAUGGCAGGGGCUAGAAGGAGACGUCCUAAACACAGAAAGCCCGUCUUUGUGCCAUAUUUAUUUUCACUGUUUUCUAAAAAUGGUGACUUCAAAUUGAAUAGGGAAAAGUCGACUCUAGCCCCAGACAGAUCAUCAGCGGAUUAUACGACCCCCACUGGAACUUUGAACACAACAUCAUUAUCAAGGGUUAAGACCUUGUCACCAAAUGAUGUUAGUACCAAAUCAAACUUGUCCCGAGACAGUGUCAUUCUGUCAAAUUCUACAUUGCUGUCUGUGAUAUUUCUACGGAAUUCCUCUCUAUCUAACAAUAUUCCAACAACUUUCCCAGUGACAACUACAAGUUAUGUGACAACAGAGGAAGAUAGAAAAUCAAACAGAUCUGCAACAUUUAUAGAGGAUGAAGUUUCACUUAAGAUGAGAAGCAAAGAUAUGUCAGAUGUACAGAAUACAACUGAGAAACCAAGUGAUGCAAUUACCAAAUUAGAUGAUAGAAAUGAAAAAGACAGUGAAAUAUUCACUUCUGUUCAGCAGACAACAAUUCAAAGCACAUCUGAGCCAAAAGAGAGAGAACAGAUUUUAACAACUUUAAAUGAUGAAAAAUUAAAAAAUGAUGAUGAUGAUGAUAAUUUAGUUUUGAAAAGUUCUGUGCAAAAUGUAACAAAGUCAUUCGAUAAAUCCUAUAAAUUGACAACAAAUAGUGUGACAGAACAAAAUAAGACAGAAACAGCAACAACAUUAUCAACACCAACUACAAUAGCACAGGAAACAGUAUUGACAACAAAAUCAGUAUUGGCAACAAAAUCAGUAUUGACAACAAAUUCGGAAAUAUCCAUGACAAAAGGAAAAUUGUAUGCAACAACAAUUGCACCAUUUCUAGAUGUUAAAGGAAUCAGAAUUCUAAGAACAAAACUAAAUGAAAAUGAUCUUGUGAUCCAGAAUGCCAAUGAUGAAGGUGUUCAAGGUUAUAGAGCAGGGUACCUGUGGAAUAGAUGGACUCACAAAUGGUGGCGAUCAAGAGGAAUUAAUACCAUUCUCAUAUGGAAGAAAUAAAACGCUGAUGUAGAAACACACUCAAGCACGAAGAAAACCAAGUAUUGUAAACUUAGGACCAACAAAUUUGGAUUUUAUACCAUUAUUGUUGAACCUUGAAGAGCCUUUGCUAUAAAAAGAGUGUGACAUUGACACAAGAACAAGAAUCACGACACCCACUUUUCUCUGUCUCAAAAGAAGGCAUACAUUCUAUAGUUACUGCAUACAAAAAUGAGUCGAAUCAGGCUUUUAAACAAAGCUACUCCUACCCCAAGACACCCAAAGAUGUAAAGAUGACAUGAUGAUAUAUGAACAUAACUAUUUCGUAGGUGUUGCAAUUUUUGAAAGUUUUGUGAUUAGCAUACAACACUAUAAAUUCAAAAUACUGUGACAGACUGUGCAUGUGAAGUACAUCCAAAAGUCAAGAGCUUGCACGAAUAAAAAUGAAUAAUU